This is a messenger RNA of Aureobasidium vineae, 1686 nucleotides long. Lineage: Eukaryota; Fungi; Ascomycota; Dothideomycetes; Dothideales; Saccotheciaceae. The record is from the annotation of a GenBank genome assembly.
AUGGUAGUGUCUCCUACAGCUGAUCGAGCUAUCCUUCGUAAGCCCAAGAAAAUCAUCUGUGCCCUUGAUGCCAUCAAACCCGAGGAUAGCGAGCAUCACGCUCAGAUUGUCUACUACCAGGCAGGGAUCGGAACAGGGCUUGGGCUCCGUGACCAAUUGUUAGGAGGUGGUACUGGUUUGGGACUCUCGGAGCACAUAAGAGAGGCCUACUAUUUCCUUGCGAACAAUUACUCACCUGGUGAUUCUAUAUUUCUGAUUGGCUUUUCACGCGGCAGCUUUACGGCAAGAAGUCUAGGCGGACUUAUUGGAAACCUUGGCCUGCUGAACAAGAGNGGCCUUCCCUUCUUCUACGAGAUCUUCCUCGACUGGGAGAACGCAGGCAACCCGAACUCACAAGGAUCUUCGUUCUGGGAACAUUAUCGCGAUCCUCUGGAUCCGGACAAGAAGAAUAUGCCCCAAACACCAUCAAAUGACCCGACAAAAGUUUACGACUAUCUAAAUGAGUAUCGCGCGAUGCUUCGGAGUUUCGGCCUGACUCACGUCGUUCCAGUUCGGGAGAACGAGCUACGCGACGUGCCAAUCAGAGCUAUAGGUGUCUGGGAUACAGUUGGUGCUCUCGGUAUUCCGGUCAACCCGUGGUUCCAGAAACAUCUCGGGCUACCUGGUUUCUUGCACGAAUACAAAUGGCUUGACACGAAGCUUUCUGAUAACGUGGAAAAUGCGUUUCAAGCUUUGGCACUGGAUGAGCAUCGAGCACCUUUCUCGCCUGCCAUAUGGGAGAAGCCCGAGGGUAGCCAUACAGUCAGUCAACUUGAGUAUUCUGUUGUGAGUAACCUUGCUGACUGUACCAUANNGUAUCUGAAACAAGUUUGGUUUCCUGGUGUACACUCAAAUAUUGGUGGUUCGUAUGACGAUACGGCUACCGCAGACAUAUCGCUAGCAUGGAUGAUGGACCAGCUCUCAGGAGAGACGAAGAGUUAUACUGAUGCGCCACUGGAUAAAAAGGAUUGGAUUGAGUUCUAUGACGACUACAUAGACACGCAACAAGCACUGAACAAGGUCUGGUAUCAGAACAAUCCACCUGCGCGAGGCUGGUCCUUGGGAACGAUUUACAACUCCUUCACUUUUCCACAGAGCCUAGCAGGGCGAGUAGUUCGAACGCCUGGACGGUACAGGGUGACGAACCCUCUAACGGGCGUGCAGAAGCAUAGCGGGGUGCUCAUGAGAGACACGCACGAGUUCAUACAUGCUUCGGUCAGAGCGCGUAUGGAUCUUGGAGGGUCUGCUUCUGAGCCCAAACCCAGCAAAUGGUCUCACUUUAUCCAAUGGCUGCAAAAGCUGCUCGGUAGGGAGGGCAAACCUUUGUACAAAUCUGAAGCACUACGUUGGUGGAGGCUUCACGACGGACACAAACAUCAUAACGAAUUCUCGAUCAAUUCCAAGCUUACGACAGGAGGAGCGAAGAGCGCGAUACGGCCUCCCUCCUGGGAGUGGGUGGGCAAAGACAAGCUUGUGGCACGCGGACGGGUAUUGAACGAAGACGUACUGGGAAGGUUCGAGUUGCAAUUGCUUGGACAUUACGAGGACGUGGCAGAUGAGAUCGAGGCCAGUAACAAAGGACUGGCAAGCGUUGAGGAGUUGGAAAGAGUGAAAGAGCGAGUUACUCGCAGGUCAGUAACAGUUUGA